AUGGCAGACGUCGGCAGCACUUCUCAAACCGCUGCUGCGGCUGCGGCUUCAUCACAGCAACGGCAGCAGGACAAGAUGAGAGAUGCAGCAGCAGAGAUAAGCGCCCCUCCGUCGUCACCGCUGCUCCCCCGGGUGACGAUCCAGUUCUGCACGCAGUGCAAAUGGAUGCUCCGCGCCGCCUACUACGCCCAAGAGCUGCUCUCCACGUUCGGCCUCUCCCUGGGGGAAGUCGCCCUGCAGCCCUCCACGGGCGGCACCUUCGUCGUCACAAUCGUCCACCAGCGACACAGCAGUGUCGUUGCUGUGGCCGGCGCGAAGGACCAGGACCAGGCUGCGACAGUGACCAGCACCACCCCCGCCACCACGACCAGCACCGUCCUCUGGGACCGCAAGGUCGACGGCGGCUUCCCCGAGACAAAGGAGCUCAAGCGCCGCGUGCGCGACGUCAUCGAGCCCGGGAGGGACCUCGGGCACGUGGACCGGCACCACGGUCCACCCGCGGCGGCUGGAGCUACGACUGCGACUGCGACUACGACUGUGACUGGGACUGGGCCAGGCACCACGGGCACGGUCGCGACCAAAGGGGGCGAGGUCGAAGGUAUGCAAGCGGACACGCGCCAGAUAGGGGGCCAAAGGUGCGAGGACUGCGCUCCGUGA
This is a messenger RNA of Purpureocillium lilacinum, 657 nucleotides long. RefSeq lists its product as uncharacterized. NCBI's taxonomy places the organism in Eukaryota, Fungi, Ascomycota, Sordariomycetes, Hypocreales, Ophiocordycipitaceae. The record is from RefSeq and is a predicted model, not a curated record.